AUGGGGAAGGGAAGUGUAAACAUCGUUUCAAGAUCGCCUGUCGAAUCAUGUCCAGUUGCUUUAAGCGAGAAGUUUUAUUUCAUAUUUACCAAGACGGGAAUACUAAAUUAUCAAGUUAAUUUAAUAUAACUUCCUACCCGAAAACACCACAUAUUGGCUAUGAAAUAAAGUUUUGAGCCAUAUUUUGUUCCGAUGUUAACUUGCGUGGAUCCCGGUGCCAUAUACUUAAUUUCGUGUGAAAAUUACAAACACUGCCAAAACCGCCAUAUCUCGCCACCAAUGUUAAUUCUACAUCGUGUUUAGUGAGGUUGCUAUACUGACCGUCAAUAAGAGCUUAAUAAAUAAAUAUAGUUUUAUCUAGAGUGACUCUAGUUUUAUCCUAUGAAGAUGUAAUAUGUGGUACAUAAAAGAAUGCUUUAGAAAAUCGUAUUAUAAAAUCUCUCAGUUGAUUUCCCCUAGUGUGAUGAUGGUUUUUGGAUACCUGAAUUUGCGAGCAUAAAAAUGCUUACUAUUUAUAGGUUAUCCACUAAACUAAAAAGGCAAUCGUUCGAUCUGUGCUCAAAAUUAUCUAAAAUUGUUAUGUCGCGCGAAACACAUAUUAAUGGUAAAAUGGAGCUACCGUCUGUGAAUGGUAUUUCGACAACCGAGACGGAAGAAAAGACGUCGAAAUAUAGUGAUUAUGUAAAAUUUUUGGAGCUAGUUGGUAAUCUCAAGCACACCAAGAGAACUGGAUGGGUUUUGCGAAAUGUUAAAGAUUGCGAAAGUAUAUCAGGUCACAUGUACAGAAUGGGAUUGAUGUCAUUCCUAUUGGAUGGUAGUCAAGGAUUAGAUAGAAUUCGUGUCAUGGAAUUAGCGCUUAUACAUGACCUUGCCGAAAGCAUCGUUGGUGACAUUACACCGUACUGUGGCAUUUCAAGGGAAGAGAAGCUACUUCGUGAAUUCUCGGCUAUGUCAGAAAUUGCGGCAUUACUUGGCCCGUGCAAGGAUCGCCUGCUUGAUUUAUUCAACGAGUACGAGGCAGGCAAAACGGCGGAGGCUAAAUUUGUCAAAGAUUUGGACCGUCUCGAUAUGGUUCUACAAGCUUUCGAGUACGAGAAACGAGAUAAUUGUCCGAUGAAACACCAGGAAUUCUUUGAUUCUACCGAAGGGAAGUUCUCUCAUCCAUUUGUGAUCAAUAUUGUUAACGAAAUCAACGCUCAAAGAGUGAAGUUCGCUGAGAAAAGUGCACGUUGUGUCUCGGAUAACUCAUCACCAACUCGAAAGGCCGCUAGUGGAGGCAGUAGAUGAUUUUGGCAUUGGAAAUUUAUACGUUCAUUUCACUAACGGGAUUCGAAUUACUGCUAAUUGCAUGGAGUGUACUUUGUGUUACUUAAUGAGCCGGGGUUUAUGCAAUGUGAUCUCAUCUUUGCUUAUUGCUUCUAUGGUAUUUCUUCGGGAACGUAGAGUAAGAGCCUAUGUGAUUGGUGUUAGCUAGUCAAUCUGAAGAGAUAAGUUUUAGGGAAAUUUUAAGCUAAUAUUUUACGAUCAAUCCGAUUCGUAUUCAGAAUGUAGUGUUGUGAUGUAAGAAGAUUGAAGAGGUCAAAUGUCCGGAAACAUCGAUAUGUUCCAACUAAUAGUAUUUUGUCAACAAAUAACUCAACUCUAUUUAUGUCCACGAAUAAAUUAAAUUUAGACAAAAA
Molecule: messenger RNA, 1679 nt
Organism: Malaya genurostris
Lineage: Eukaryota; Metazoa; Arthropoda; Insecta; Diptera; Culicidae
Product: 5'-deoxynucleotidase HDDC2
Exons: 5
Coding region: 502-1287 (261 amino acids)
Cellular component (GO): cytoplasm
Molecular function (GO): 5'-deoxynucleotidase activity
Source: RefSeq, a predicted model, not a curated record